This is a messenger RNA of Rotaria sordida, 1005 nucleotides long. Lineage: Eukaryota; Metazoa; Rotifera; Eurotatoria; Philodinida; Philodinidae. The record is from the annotation of a GenBank genome assembly.
AUGUCAUUAACAAGUUUAUCUGAAGUUGUCCCAAAUCGAGCAAAUGUUUUACUUUCACCAGAACGAUUUGUACUUGAAGUUCCACGUGGUUUAUAUCAUUCAAUGGCAAUAAUAUUACUUAUUGUUUGGUAUAUUUCAUCAGCUGCAACAAUAUUUUCAAAUAAAUAUAUAUUAAGUCAUUUAGAUGGUGAUGCUUUUUCAUUAGGUGCAAAUCAACUUGUUAUAUCUGUAAUAAGUGGUUAUAUUCAAAUACAAUUUAUAAAUAAAUUUCAUAAUCAAUUAGAUAAAAAUCCAAUUAUUAUGAAAAAUAUAUUUCGUGAUAUGAUGUUUAUUGGUGCAUUUCGUUCUGUGACUGUUAUGUUAGGUUUAGUUGCAUUGAAAUAUAUAGCUGUAUCAUUUGUAGCAACAAUCAAAUCAUCUUCACCAUUAUUUACUGUUAUUAUAAGUCGAAUUAUACUUGGAGAAAAAACAAGUAAUUGGACAAAAUUUUCAAUGGUACCAAUAACACUUGGUCUUUGUUUAUGUAGUUCAUUUGAAUUAAGUUUUAAUUUAUUUGGAUUUUUAUGUGCAUUAGGCACAAAUAUAUUUGAUUGUUUACAAAACGUUUAUUCAAAAAUAUUAAUUAGUGGUGAACAUUAUCGUUAUUCAGCUACUGAAUUACAAUUCUGGGCAAGUCUUCUAGCAUCAUUAAAAUUAACUUCUAAAACAUUAGUUUUUUUAUAUAUCUUCAAUGGAUUUGUUUAUCAUAUACAAUCAGUAGCUGCUUUUGCUAUUAUGGCUUAUAUAUCGCCAAUAACACAUAGUGUUGCAAAUACUAUUAAACGAGCAUUGUUAAUAUGGAUAUCAAUUAUUAUAUUUCAUAAUCCGGUGACAUUUUUGAGCGGUGCAGGAACAUUUAUUGUUAUUUUUGGAGUUAUCAUAUAUAAUGAAGGAAGAGAUGUAGGGAAAAAAACUGCAAUUACAAAUAUGGAUAAUACUACAGUGCUUACAUGGCGACAUGUUUAA